Molecule: messenger RNA, 1332 nt
Organism: Schistosoma mattheei
Lineage: Eukaryota; Metazoa; Platyhelminthes; Trematoda; Strigeidida; Schistosomatidae
Source: the annotation of a GenBank genome assembly
AUGUCGAAAUCCACAAGUCGAAACAAGCCAGAAAAGGGAAAGAACAUCAAUGCAUCUUUCAUCGUUCAAGACGUGAUCCCUGGAAAAGCUUCAGAAUCAGAAUGGAAUGAGUUGAUUGAAGAUGAUUUUGCUGAAAAGACAUGUUUUGAUAUCACCAAAGAUAUAGUUGAUGAAACACUCAGUGCUAUAUUCCAGAUAUAUUUAAAGGACCAAUUAAUACCUUUUACAGUUCAUCAAGCAUCUCUGUGCCUCAUGCAAUACAUUGACUUGGAAUUCAUGUCCUGCGAUCAAGGAGAGCCUUAUAUUAAUCUUAAUCCAGAGUGGUUCGAAGAUGAACUUGCUGAAUCAAGUAGAAUAGAUUCAUGGGCUCAAGGAGCGAUUUCAAAGACUUCUUAUGCAAAGAUGUCAGACAAUCUACAACCCCAAAAUAAUCAUCAGGUUUUACAAAGGCUUCAAAAUAGUCUUAUUCACAGAAACGAAGAUGUCAGUGACAAUAAAGCUAUUCGUAAGGAGCAUAUCGUUGAUAUGUCUCAUAGUGAAAAUCUCCACCAAAUAUCUAUUCGACAGAAGAAGCCUCAAAAACUGAAAAACGAUUUUAAAAACGAUCACACCCGUAUGCCUACCGAUCGAGGAGAUUCCAUUCCUCAACUAACUAAACAGUUGAAAGAUUCUACAUGGAAAACAUCUAUAGAAAAUGUUUCAAUGGAAAAUAUCUCAGUUAAAAACGACAAUACCAGUAAAGAAUAUAGUCUAACUAGAAAGAAACCAAUGAAACCACUGCCUGAAACUAUGCUACAAAACAAACGAAUAAAUGGAUCUGGAAAACUAGUUUUCGACGAUGAAGGAAAUCUACUCAGUGUACCUAAAUUAUAUCCAGUCAAUAAGAGGCAAGAUGAAUCAUUCACGACUGAUUCACAUUCAAAUGGAAGUGAUAAUAAUAUUUUGGGAAAUAAAAUUCCAAUUCAAUGGCGUUUUGUAUCCGAGUCAUACUGUAACAGUGCAAAUAACAAUCAGUUUGGCAUAAAAAUGAAUAGUAAAUUAAGAACAGCCAGAUCGUCCAUAUCGAAUUUUUCAAAUAAAGUGAGAACAAGAAAUCGUAGUUUAGAUUUAACUGGUGCCACAGUUACACCUGAUGUAAUACGUCUACAAAAAAUUAAGAAUGCAUGUAUCAAUUUGCCAAAUACCAUUGAUCUGGUUGAUUUAGUGGCUGGAGUGACAAUAUCUGAUGGGGAACAUUUAAAAAUUGGUCAGUUAACGAAUGAACAGUUCACGUCAAUAUUGAAUACAAACUGGAAUAAUCUCGACGAAAUUCCACCAGUUAAAGCGAAUUAA